Engraulis encrasicolus (European anchovy) is the source of this 3324-nucleotide messenger RNA. It is a transcript of the gene fstl1b, whose product is annotated as follistatin-like 1b. Gene Ontology annotation, biological process: multicellular organism development; regulation of BMP signaling pathway; cell differentiation. The coding region runs from base 115 to 1047 and encodes 310 amino acids. The transcript is spliced from 11 exons. Lineage: Eukaryota; Metazoa; Chordata; Actinopteri; Clupeiformes; Engraulidae. The record is from RefSeq and is a predicted model, not a curated record. Gene Ontology annotation, molecular function: calcium ion binding; protein binding.
UGAGCGCUGCUCGAAUUUCCUUCAAGCGCAUUCCUCCCGUCCGCUUUGUACGACGUGCAUCGCUUCUCUACCACUCGCUGUUCCCAAGCCGUCCUUGUGGAACAAAAAUCAAGAAUGAUGUUCCGAAGUAUCCCCGUUGUCGUUCUCCUCGCCAUAGUUUGCUGCCAUGCCGAGGAGGUGCAGAGCAAGUCUAAAGUGUGUGCCAACGUGUUCUGCGGAGCGGGGAGAGAGUGCGCCGUGACCGAGAAAGGAGAGCCCAGCUGCCUGUGCAUCGAGAAAUGCAAGCCCCACAAGCGCUCGGUGUGUGGCAGUAACAGCAAGACGUACCGCAACCACUGUGAACUGCACCGGGACGCCUGCCUUACAGGACUCAAGAUCCAGGUGGCACACGAUGGACACUGCAAAGAAAAGAAGAUGGACAAGGCUGCUGCCAGUCCUGUGGUGUGCUACGUGGCGGACCGUAACGAGCUGCGCAGCCGUGUGAUCGAGUGGCUGAAGGCCGAGGUGGUGCCAGACGGCUGGUUCUCCAAGGGAUCCAACUUCUCAGACAUCCUGCUCAAGUACUUCAAGAACUAUGACAAUGGUGACUCCCAGAUGGACUCCUCUGAGCUGCUGAAGUUCAUCCAGCACAACGAGACCGCAGUGGAGGUCAAGACCUACGUGGACGAGGAGAACAACCGCCUGCUCAGGAGCCUGUGUGUGGAUGCCCUUAUAGAGCUGUCUGAUGAGAAUGCUGACUGGAAGCUGAGCUUCAAUGAGUUCCUCAACUGCCUCAGGCCCGACUACAACCCCCCUGAGAAGAAGUGCGCUCUGGAGGAUGAGUCGUAUGAGGACGGUGCUGAAACGCAGGUGGACUGCAACCGAUGUGUCUGUGCAUGCGGUAACUGGGUCUGCACCGCCAUGACCUGCGAUGAGAAGACCCCGGUUUUGGACGAGGUGGAUGCUGGUCAGGAGAUGACAGAAGAGGAGUGGUCUCGCCGUGUGGCCGAACUCAACAAACACCAGGAGACAGCAGAGAAGAUGAAGACGAGCACUAAGGAGGCCUAAACGAUUGGCAUGGGGUGAUGAUCAUGAUGAUGAUGAUGAUGUCAGCGGAGGACAGGAGAGACGUGGGUGGGACCAGCAAGACAUGGGAGAGAUAAAACUGAAAUCGCACCUCAACUGAAGCGCAAUCAGGAUGACAACUGGGCCCACGCCCUGUAACAAAGAAAUAUCACCCCAUUCAUGAUUGUUUUUUUAAUGACAAUGUUAAUUAUUAUUAUUUUUUAAUUUGUGUACUAUUCCUCUUUAUUAUAUACAUGUAUAUCUAUUCAUUUUUAUUUUCUCCUCUGGGUGUGUAUAGCAGCACAUGUAUUGAAAGUGCAUCUUUUUACCAAUGUUUAUGUUUGUACGUCCAUUUGACACUUCUGUUUCGUUUAGUGCUGUAUUAUUCGUUUGAUUGUAUCACUGCAAGCCUUGGCCUAAGGCCCCAGCACUUUGAGUAAGGGGUGGCAGUUUUCUAAACACUCGUUUUAUUUUCACUUUUGUGUGUCGUUUGUCCGCAGAAGUUCAUGUUAGGGCUUUCAGAGAGUGCAAGAGAUAGCAGCGUGAAUUGUGACACACUGAAGCGCGAAGUUGAAUGAUAGGUGCAUAGAAGGAACCAAAAAAGAGAGAAAUAACAGUGUCUUGCACAGCCUGACAUGAAUAUAGGGAAGAACAUCAUCACAUAAUUGUUAUUAUUGACAUCUUCAUUCUCUGUGUUAGCAAAGUUCUGAAUGGAGACAUAAAGGCCAUUGAAUUCACAUUUGUGGAGUCAAUACUUUACAGGCCAACUGUAGCCUAGCAACAUAUCAACAAUGUAACUCGCCAGAUGUUCCACCACGCUGUGCUUCUCACACUCCUGUUAGCCUCAUGGCAAUGGCCGCCGUUGUCAUGUGACCUAUCAUUAAGGUGCUAUGUUGAGGUUAAGCAGGUUAGGCUCUUCUUUGUUGCACGCUUUGUUCGUAUAUACAGACUUCUGAUACUGUGUGAGUAUUCACUUGGCUUUUUAUCAGGGCACUAGUAUGAACGACCCAGUCGGUACAGAACCCUCUCCUCUGCCAGGGAUGCUUUGUGUCCAUCUGGAGAAAAAAAACACUACUAGCGAAGCCAGUCAGUCAGUCAGGAAGGCUCAUAUACCAAUGCUUAUUAUUUGCUUGUUGUCGUUGUUUUGCUGUAGGCCAUUCUGUGCCAUCUUUUGGACUACUUGAGAAAUGCACUCCACCCUCCAGUCCCCCAACCCCCUCCCCCUUCUUACACACACACACACACACACACACACACACACACACACACACACACACACACACACACACACACACACACACACACACACACACACACACACACACACACACACACACACACACACACACACACCCUUCAACAUAACCCCUCACUCCCAACCUGCAUAAUGUAAAGCUGGUAUCAGGAUGGUCUCCUGUGGAUACGCCAGCACCACUUGAGUAGGGAGUGUGUAUUAGCCCAAUGGUGGACUUAGCAGUAUUAAUGCAAAAAAUCUGGUUUGUUUUUUUAUGUGUUACAUGUACUGUACUGUAUCUUAAACGUUCAAUAUAAGACAUCUGCGUUUUAUUCUCUCUUACUUUUUUACUGUUAAGUUUACUUCUAUUUGUGAAUUUCUUUUGUCUUUUUUUUCUUUUCACAAUCAACUCUAAUGCAGUCACCGUGCGCCAUGUUUGUUAGCUUCUUCUGUUUGAAAGAUCAGGCCGUUGUCAUGGGUAACAUGCAUAGCUCAUGAAACAUCCACAGUUUGUGUUUUUCUAUACCAUAGUUCCAACCAGGGGUGCAUUUCGUGAAAGCAUAGUUGCUAGCCAGUUAGCAACUUGGGUAGUUGCCAAUGGGCAUUGCAAACAACAAUGUAGCUAACAUAAUUAGGAACUAUGGUUUGGAGAAAUGCACACCUGGAUUAGCCAGGCCGUGCCCUCCUAGUCCUCCUCCUGGAUAGCCUCGUUGUUGAUUCGCAAAGGACAGUUGCAUUUUAGCUAACGAAGUAGCUAACUUUUAAAUAUAGCCCAGCAACUGUGCAAGACAAAGGACAGUACUACUCUAACACCAUAGUACAAUAGGUUCGAAAUCAACGGAAUCACAAGGAACACUUCCCUAUGGGCUAAGGAAGACACAUGAGUGCCAAAAGACCAAGAACUGCAUUUAAAGAAGGAAAAAAAAACAAAACAAAAAAACGCUUAGGCCCAAAGCCCAUCUGGGAACACAAUGAAAAGUAAACGUGCAAUGAGAAAAAGCACGACACCUUGAGAUUUUCAACUCAAAUUUGUCUGUUCUUUUUUU